AAAUCGGAGUAAUUUGGGAAGAAAACAGAAACUGGGAAGGGAGGAGGUAGAGAAGAGUGGGGAGGACCCAGGUGGAGGGGGGGCCUCUCCAGUCCCACCCAGUUUAGGGGAUGCCCCUGCCUUCUCCACACGCCCCCCCUUCACCUGGCUCUUAAAGGGCCCGGCCCCUGCCGGCGGCUACUUAAGGCAGAGGGGCGGCGGCGGGCAGCAGCUGCGCUACGACUGCUCUGGGAGGAGCGGACGGGGCAAAAAUCCUGACCAUGACCCCCCACAGGCUGCUGCCGCCACUGCUGCUAACUUUGCUGCUCGCUGCCCGCCCAGGAGGCGCCUUGGCAAGGUGCCCAGGCUGCGGGCAGGGGGUGUCGGCGGGUUGUCCAGGGGGCUGCGCGGAGGAGGAGGAUGGGGGGCCGGCGGCGGCGGAAGGCUGUACGGAAGCUGGGGGCUGUCUCAGGAGGGAGGGGCAGCAGUGCGGGGUCUACACUCCCAACUGCGCCCCAGGACUGCAGUGCCAGCCGCCGGAGAAAGAGGAUUUGCCUUUGCGGGCGCUGCUGCAGGGCCGGGGCCGCUGCGGCCGGGCGCGCACGCCCUCGGGGGAGAAUCCUAAGGAGAGUAAGCCCCAAGCAGGAACCGCUCGCUCGCAGGACGUGAACCGCAGAGACCAACAGAGGAACUCGGGGACCUCUACCACUCCCGCCCGGCCCAAUUCUGGGGGCGUCCAAGACUCUGAGAUGGGUCCCUGCCGCAAACAUCUGGACUCCGUGCUGCAGCAGCUCCAGACCGAGGUCUUCCGCGGGCCUCACACCCUCUACGUGCCUAAUUGUGACCAUAGGGGCUUCUACCGGAAGCGGCAGUGCCGUUCCUCCCAGGGGCAGCGCCGAGGUCCCUGCUGGUGCGUGGAUCGCAUGGGCCAACCCCUGCCCGGGUCCUCAGAAGGCGGCGAUGGAAGCUCCCUCUGCCCCACCGGAAGCAGCGGCUAAGCCUGGGCUGGGGGGCUGCAGGGCCACUGGCAGGAGCAUGGGGCCAUCCUCUUGGGUUAUUUGCUGAGUGAUGGUAACUACACCGUUCAGGCCCUGCCCCACUGUCCCCCUCACCCCUGGGACCUCACAUGUGGAAAGAUUGCUGGUGUCGGCUUGGGGUGUUAAUAAAGCUGUGUUGGGGGGA
Molecule: messenger RNA, 1161 nt
Organism: Odocoileus virginianus texanus
Lineage: Eukaryota; Metazoa; Chordata; Mammalia; Artiodactyla; Cervidae
Gene: IGFBP6
Product: insulin like growth factor binding protein 6
Biological process (GO): regulation of insulin-like growth factor receptor signaling pathway
Cellular component (GO): extracellular region
Molecular function (GO): insulin-like growth factor I binding; insulin-like growth factor II binding
Source: RefSeq, a predicted model, not a curated record